Molecule: messenger RNA, 3408 nt
Organism: Didymodactylos carnosus
Lineage: Eukaryota; Metazoa; Rotifera; Eurotatoria; Philodinida; Philodinidae
Source: the annotation of a GenBank genome assembly
AUGUUUCUAUUAGUUAUUGUGUUAAGUUAUUUGCUCGGCGUAGCUUCGACGAUAAUUGUUUUAUUAUAUAUAUAUUCACGUUAUCUAUGUAAUACAGAUGUAGAAACGUAUACAAGUCUUUCUCAUGAACAAUAUCCCACCUGUGUUCCAAUUGCUGAGGACGAGCGUGCCAAAAAUUCUGCUGUUGAUAGUGUAAACUAUUUUGCCCAAUUUUUAUAUCAAGAACUUAAAGAUACGUCACGUUUACGAAGAUAUAUUUUACAUAAACUUAAUACAGAAUUUAAAGAAUUAAAAAAUAGUCGUGCAGGAAAAUUAUUUCUUCAAAAUAUUCAAAUUCAAGAUUUUAGUCUUGGUGCUGGUUUUCCAUAUUUCAGUGAUAUAAAAUUAGAACAUUCUGAACGUGAUGAUCGUGGUUUAAUUAAGGAAUUUGUUGCGAUAUUCGAUACUGUUUACAAAGAAGGUUUUUGCGUGACUGUCAAUGUGACACUUGUCUUUGGAAGAAAAUGUUUGUUAAUUAUUAAAAUCAAGCGUAUCGAAGGACAACUAAGAUUAAAUUUCAAACGUGAACCAUAUACACAUUGGACUUUAGUUUUCAAGCAGGAACCGCAAAUUGACUUUGAAUUAAGACGUGCCAUUCGACGAAAACAAACUUGGCCCAAUUACAAGAUACGUUAUCAACCAUUUUUUUCAAUGUCUAAACAGACAGACUAUUUCGAUGUUAAAACAUCCGAUGGAAAAAAUUUAAUACCAGGUGUCUAUGAUGUAUUAAUUAAAAAUUGUGAUCGUUUGAUCAUUCCAAAUAUGUUAGAGAAUAGACCAGUAUUCGUCACAUUGAUAUUAAAUGAAAAAUCAUGGCAAGAUAUUUUAUUUGAAAAACGUGAAUUAUGGCCGACAAAAGAAAUUGAAUUUGUUCGUGUACGUAAAAUAGUUUUAAAAGAAAUACAAUUUAUGAAUAAUACAGAAGUUAUACUUGAUGAAAUUGAACCAAAACCAAAUGAAAUAAAAGAUGAUGAUGAUUUAAUGUUAGCUAUUGAACAACAAAAUGCUAUUAUACUUAAAAUACAAGGACAAGAAUUUAAAACUAUUAAACAAGCAUAUCGUCUAUUAAGAGUAAAAUCAAGUCAACCAGUUGAUUCUCAAACAAUAAUAACGACAAAUGAGAACACUGGCGAUAAAAUUAAAAUAUUAAUUGCUCUACCACAUCUAAAUAUCACACGUCUAUCAAAGAGUUCUACAACUCCAACAGAUAAUUCAAUCGAUAAUGAACUCAAUAUUUCGAAUACUGAGAUAAAUUCUGUAAAAGAUGAAUUAAAUGAAUCAUCUCAUGCGACUCUGCGUCAUCGUGGUACUCCUUCAACUGCCGUAAAAUUUCAAAAAACAGCUGAAAGUAUUGCGAUGAUGACCACAAAAGAUGAUGGAAAACAAACAGUGGACGAAGGAAAAAGCGAUGUAUCAACCGUAAAAAUUAAUCAAAAACAACCUCAGAAAAAUAGCGAUAUUACAUUUAGUAUAGUAAAUACAGAUCUAUUGCAACAAUUUCAAGUUAAACAAACAGCAUAUAAAAAAGCACAAAUGUCUAUUGAAUUUAACGAAAAAUUUGAAUUGAAAGUUGGUGAAAGUGAACGAUAUUUAAAUGUGUGUUUGUGGUGUAAACCGCCAAAUGAUGAUGUUAAAACACAAAAAAAACUUAUUCUAAUUGGUUAUACAAGUAUACCAUUGAGUCAAAUUGUUCUCGACGCACACAUGAGUUUUAAACGUGAAACACAGUUAACACUCAAUUUUUUUCCACCUUAUCCAAAAUUAUUAAAUAUCAAAAAAUUUGCAGAAUUCGUUCAACAUAAAGGUUAUGACGACAAUUUAGCACAUGGUUUUAUAACAAUAAAUAUUAUACAUCGUCCACAAAUUGAACAAAAUUUAGAUAUUACUCAAAAGCGAGAACAGUAUACAACCACGGAACUUGUCUUAAAUGAUCUAUGUGCAAAAUUAAAAGAAAAAGAAAAAAAUGUACAAGCAAAUCCAAUCGAUAGUAUUAAAACAAACAGUGAAACACCAAAAAGUGCAAAUGAACACACAUUCGAAGAUCAUACAUUUUCUAUAUCAACUGUUUGUGAUUUUUGUAGCAAAAAGAUAUGGAUGAAAGCAGGCCGCAAGUGUGCCACUUGCUCAAUGAAUAUUCAUAAAAAAUGUGAAGCAAGUUGUAUAACUCAAAUAAAAUGUCCAUUUAUACGAAUGACUCCAAAAAUACAAACAAAAACACCAUCUGACGAUGAUUUGAAAAAUAUGACUUCAUCAAAUGAGCAAGAGGUGAAUAAUACAACAAUAAAACCAACAGAAAAUGAUGAUAUUAUUGACUCUUCACUAACAAAUAAAAAUGUCUCUGAACUCAUACCAACACGAUUAUUAACGUCAAAUGAGGUACAUUCAACGAGCAAAAUGUCCACAGCUGCGGCAUAUUUUUCAGCUGUUGAAUCACGAGUUUAUAAUAAGUUGACACAUAAAUUUUCAAGAACAAACGAUAAUCAAACACACUUAAACCCAAUUAAUAAACCAUCGAAUGUAUCAAAAAGUAAUGAAAACAUUAGUAACAUACAAUCUCCAUCAUUAUCACAAAAUCGUUUACAAAACGAGAAAAAAUUGAUUGAUAGUCGUAAUGAUUCAUCUGAGAGUUUAUCGACAAUGGCUCCACAACAAAGUCAAUCAAAAUUAGCAAGUUUUUCAAAUUCAGCUUAUACAAAAUUUCGUGAUUUAAAACAAAAACGUGCACCAUUAUCAGCAUCAUUAUUGCGAAAAAAUAAUGGACAAAGAAUAACAGAGACAUCAAAAAUUGCAACCACUCCAACAGAGGACAUAGCAGUAUCAGAUGUAAAAGACAUUAUUAUGAAAUGUUUGUCAGAUAAUAGUUCAGAUUUCAAAAAUCUUGAGCAUCUUUUACAUGAACGAUCUGUUGAUCAUACAACAUUGUAUGCAAAAGCAAAAGAAUUUGGUCCCGAAUUAUUUCCAGAAUUAAAUCUUAAUCAACGAAAACAAAAAUUUGAGUCCGAGAUAUCAAGAAUGCAGCAUGAAAUUGAUUUACAAUGUCAAACUCGUGAUGAAAUGAUACGUGAUAGUGCAAAUGUAACAGAUGAAAAUGAAAAAAGAAAAAUUGAAUCUAAAGUGACUAAUAUCGAUGAAAAAAUUCAAGCAUUAGCUGCAAUGGUAAUAUUAUUUUUUUCUGGUUUACAAUAUUGUUUGGAACAGUUGAAUCUUAAUGGACAAAAAACGCAUGAAACAGAACAAGAAAAUAGUGAUACACGAUCAUCAUUUGAAAAUAGUAGUGGUAUCGAAGGAGAUGAAGAGGAGGAAGAGGAGGAGGAAAAUUUAGAUGAAAAAAGAGAAAAAUACCUUAAGGAUUCUAUGAAAUCUAAAUAA